CAGUGAGUGGGUGGUUUUCUCUCCAAGGAGAUUGUUUGGUUUGGGCGGAGACUCACUGCAGGAAGUAGGAACAAUACCUUAGUAGGGUUAACGAGAGCAAAGUCAGUAGGAAGCUGAGAGACGAGCAGCAGGACAGUGCUGGGAAUCUCAUUGCUAAUCCUUGGCCAUGGCAACCCCGCAGCAACAGCCCAGCCCAGCAGGUCAACUUGAAAAAGAUAGCACCAGUGCAUCAGAGAACAAAGAACAAAAAGCAAACGUCACAGAAACUGAUGGAUGGACAUCAAGGACUGUGGAACUGGAUCCAAGUGCAGAAUAUAUAAUGACCCAUAAGAGAAGAGGCUUGGCAUUAAUUUUUAACCAUGAGGACUUCUACUGGCAAUUAAGACUUGGUUCCCGUCGUGGGACUAAUACUGACAGCAUGAACCUUAACAGAAUCCUUACAGACCUGGGGUUUGAUGUUCAGAACUAUUACAACCUAAGAACAAUGGAUGUUCUUGAAAAGAUCCAGGAAGCAUCUACAACAGACCAUAGCAAUGCUGACUGCUUUCUCUGUGUUUUCCUGAGUCAUGGAGAAGAUAAGCAUAUUUACUCUUAUGAUUCCCUGAUUGAUAUCCAGGAACUGACCAAUCCCUUUAAAGGAGACAAGUGCAAAAGCUUAGUAGGAAAGCCAAAGAUUUUCAUAUUACAGGCAUGUCGAGGAGAGAAGCAUGAUGAGCCAGUCUUACCUAAGGAUGAAGUUGACAGUGUGCCCCUCACCAAUGUAACUGAAGUGGAUGCUGCUUCAUUAUGUACUCUGCCUGCUGGAGCUGAUUUUAUUAUGUGCUAUUCUGUUGCAGAAGGCUACUAUUCUCACCGUGAAACUGUGAACGGCUCUUGGUACAUACAGGAUCUCUGUGCAGUGGUUAAAGCAUAUGCUGCUUCAUUGGAAUUUACAGAAAUUCUCACACUUGUGAACAGGAAAGUCUCACAGCGAUCUGUUGAAUAUUGUAAUGAUCCUAAGGCAAUAGGGAAAAAACAAAUCCCAUGUUUUGCUUCCAUGUUAACUAAAAAGCUCUUCUUAAAGCCAAAGUCAAAUUGAUAUGAAUUAUUGUUUACCUCUACACUAUUUUCUUUAAACUGAGAAAGGGAAACACAAUUAUGCAUGUUCUGUUAGAUGGAAAGAAGAAGGUCACUUUCUUUCAGUGUAAUCUUCUCAGGUGAUUCUUUUGCUACACUUUCUAAUGUGUUAGAAAUUGUCAUCCUGUGCCUUUUAAAUACAGCGUUGACAUGAUUUCUGUUAUGUGUAGUUUGCUUCAUGUAAUUAAAUACAGGUAUGGGAUCCCUUAUCCGGAAACCCGAUAUCCAGAAAGCUCCGAAUUACGGAAUGGCGGUCUCCCAUAGACUCCACUUUAUCCAAAUAAUCCAAAUUUUUUAAAAUGAUUUCCUUUUUCUCUGGAAUAAUAAAACAGUAGCUUAUACUUGAUCCCAACUAAGAUAUAAUUAAUCUUAUUGGAAGCAAAAUCAGCCUAUUGGGUUUAUUUAAUGUUUAAAUUAGUUUCUAGUAGACUUAAAGCAUGAAGACCCAAAUUAUGGAAAGAUCCGUUAUCCGGAAAACCCCAGGUCCCGAGGAUUCUGGAUAACAGGUCCCAUACCUGUACAUGAAGCAAUCUAUUUAAUAACUCAUUUUGGAAUGACUGUUAGCCUCACUUCUAUGGAGAUGGAAUUCUCAAACACUCAGGAAAUACUUCUUUAUAAAGCAUUUUUUCUGACUUUUUUAAAAUAUGUAAUUUUUUUGGGAAGUGCUCGGGGUGAGGUAGUUUUGUAUUUUUACAGCUCAUGUAUUAAAACCUAAGCAUAAAGAAAAGGGAAUCAUGUUUCUUUAAUGAAGUACCCCUAUAAUACUUGCAUCACUAUACUUGCAAGCGGAAUCAGUGAUAAUUAAAACAUAACUUUUAAUUACUCCAUAAAAAAUACAACCUAGCCCAUUAAAAAUAGUGGGAAUUUUUUAUCAAUCAAUGAUUCCUAUCAGAAACCUACAGUAGGUCACAUUAAACCACCAACAUAAUUUGGUGCUGCAUUUUUCUCCAAAAUACAUUCCUCACAUUAUGCAAUUAUUUCCCACAACUAAAAUUGAAAACAGAAAGGCUGCCCGACUUACAUUUCACUUUUGUCCAGGAGCUUUUUCAAAGGCUAGCAGGCCUGCAUCUGUGUACCAAAACCUGUCUUUUUUUUGUGAAAAAUGAAAAUAUAAUAAAACAGAAAAAUCUUUA
Xenopus laevis (African clawed frog) is the source of this 2249-nucleotide messenger RNA. It is a transcript of the gene casp6.L, whose product is annotated as caspase 6 L homeolog. The record is from RefSeq and is a predicted model, not a curated record. The transcript has 8 exons. Gene Ontology annotation, cellular component: cytoplasm; nucleus. Lineage: Eukaryota; Metazoa; Chordata; Amphibia; Anura; Pipidae. Gene Ontology annotation, molecular function: cysteine-type peptidase activity; cysteine-type endopeptidase activity. The coding region runs from base 167 to 1078 and encodes 303 amino acids. Gene Ontology annotation, biological process: proteolysis; apoptotic process; positive regulation of neuron apoptotic process.